AUGGAAUUUCACAAAUGGUGGGUUGACUACUGCAACCAACAAAUCUUUGAUGUUGCUGGCCUUUCGCAUGAACUGAAUGAGGCAGGAGCGUUUCCAGAAAGGCAGAACAUCAAAGAUCCUGCUGCCAACACUAGCAAGUCUGUCAUUCCUUCGAAGGAUAAGAAGACUAACGAAGACUCCAGUAAAACCAGCAAAUCGAAACUUGUGAGGAAGGCUGCUUCUAAAAACAUUACAGUCGAAUCAGAUGGUGAAGAUUGUUCUCCUCCCCACAUAAAAUUGAUAACUAAGAAGAGGCAAAAAGCCUCCAUUCCUUUGGUUCGGGAGAAAGAGUCAGGGACUUCGAAGCCUACAGCUUCGAGUGGCAAGAAUUCAUCUGAUGAACAACUUCCAAAGACUGUUGGAGCUAAUCAUGUUGUCGAAAGCCAUAAUUCUAGCCCAGACAAUAUUCCCUCCAAGAAACCUCCAUCAGUUACUGCCCCCAUCCUUUCAGAUAAUGACAGUGAUGACAUUCUAAAGAAUACUCAAAACAUUGACCAUGUUGAAGAUAAUCGCUCGAAUGACUCAUCACCAGAUAUUUCCCCUGCGAACCAAGAUGUUGACAUGGAGGAACAUCCUCAAUUGUCUAACAUAGAUGAAGGCGACGAACAAUCUGCGGAGGGUACAAAAACUGAUCCCAUGGAUGAAGAUAAAACCCAAGAUGAAGCUUCUAGCCAGCUUAAAAUUAGAAAGGAAAAGACGAAACCUUUCGGGACAGUCACUGUACAUACGACUAUUUCGACUAAGACUCCUCCGCUAUCUUCUCAGGCUGAAUUGGAAAGUCUUAAGGCUACUGAUCCUGCUGGCGUUCUCAAAACCAUGAUGAGCGCGAGGAGUAGUUCGUCCAGCAAGGGUGGGGUGGGGUGUCUUCGACAUAUUUAUAUAGUAAUUUGA
Molecule: messenger RNA, 930 nt
Organism: Vicia villosa (hairy vetch)
Lineage: Eukaryota; Viridiplantae; Streptophyta; Magnoliopsida; Fabales; Fabaceae
Exons: 4
Coding region: 1-930 (309 amino acids)
Source: RefSeq, a predicted model, not a curated record